UUUCGAGUCACACAGUCGAGUCAAGAUCAUCCGAUUUCCGAGUCCGAGUCGAGUCCGAGUCAGUAAAAAAAUGCGACUCGAGUCGUCUCGAGUCCGAGUUUUGACUCGGACUCGCCCAUCCCUGAUCAAAGAAUGAUCGCUUUCUUUAUUAUUCUUACAUCAAUAUUUAGUAGAAGAAUAGUGUAAGAGCCAGUUUGAUUUAACGUGAACAUUUUUGAGAAAAUUGAAUCAAAUUAAAUAUUCGAAAGUAAAUCUUCAAAAAAAAAAAAAUCUCUAUAGAAAAUAAACUUUCCUAUAUAAUUCGAUGUUUUCAUUUUAAUAUUAUUUGUACAACGCAACUAAACGAAUGAAAAGAAGAUUAUUAUUACAAUUUAAUAUAAGAUAUUUAUUUUAAGGUUUAGUUCAACGAACUUGGAAAGAUAAUGGUUUAGCUGAACAAAUGUUUGAAGAAUUAAAAUUAACAUCAACAUCCGAACAGAAAAUUCGUCUUUAUAAUUCAUUUGCUAGUGGUUUAUUUAAAUAUAAUCAUGCUGAAAAAGCUAUGAUAAUUAUUGAUGAAAUGAAACAAAAUAAUAUUUUACUUGAUUUAAUAACAUAUAAUUAUCUUCUUCGUUCAACUAGUUUAAUAAAAGAAACAUAUGAUACACGUUGGCUAUUUAUGAAUGACUAUUUAAAUGAAAUGAAACAAAAUUCUAUACAACCAAAUUUACGUACAUUUAAUUCAAUACUUUAUACAUUAAGACGUUGUUCAUUAUAUGAACGUGGUCCGACAUUAGCAUUAUCAUUAUUAAAUGAAAUGCGACAAUGUGAUAUUGAACCAUCACUUGGUACAUGGGCACAUAUUAUUAUGAUUUUUUAUCCAAAUGAUCAAAUUGGUUAUGAUACACAAAUAUUACCACAAAUUAUGGAUCAAUUAGAAAAACAAUUUGAAUUAAAUGGAAAACAAUUUCAAUGGAGAGAUAUUGAUGAUAGAGAAUUCUUUUUUAAUGCUAUGUUUAAAGCUACUGUCAAUUGUCGAGAUGUUGAUUUAGGUAAAAAAUAUAAUUUACGAUAUUUUUUUCUUUUACAAACUUAUAUAUCAGAGAUGCAGCCUAAACAAAGGAUAAGAAUUGAGUAUUUUUAUGAAAUGGGCAUAUAUUGGUUUCCUGCUGGAAAAUGA
Rotaria sp. Silwood2 is the source of this 1159-nucleotide messenger RNA. The record is from the annotation of a GenBank genome assembly. NCBI's taxonomy places the organism in Eukaryota, Metazoa, Rotifera, Eurotatoria, Philodinida, Philodinidae.